Molecule: messenger RNA, 2451 nt
Organism: Drosophila novamexicana
Lineage: Eukaryota; Metazoa; Arthropoda; Insecta; Diptera; Drosophilidae
Gene: fat-spondin
Product: spondin-1
Exons: 5
Coding region: 63-2375 (770 amino acids)
Biological process (GO): cell adhesion
Cellular component (GO): extracellular matrix
Molecular function (GO): serine-type endopeptidase inhibitor activity
Source: RefSeq, a predicted model, not a curated record
CGGUCGCGUAUUUAUUUAUUCGCUCUGCUGUCGUACAAAAUAAGGAAAAAACAAAGAUUAUAAUGUGGCACUCAUUGCCAGCGCUUGUCGGCUUCGCUGUAGUCGUCUGUCUUGCGGCAGGCGCAAUUAGUCCAGCGGCUGGCUGCCCUCGGACGCCCACACAUUUGCCCCACGGCCGACGCACACGCGGCGACAAUGGAUACAAAUUAAUUGUAGCUGAUGGACCCAACGGCUAUGUGCCCGGCAAGGCAUACAACUUGCUGUUGCUUGGCUCGCGCACUCACACAAAAAUUCAGCACUUUACGCAUUUCACUAUCGCUGCUGGCACCAGACGCUCUGGUCGACCCCAGGUGGAUACUCCACGUCGUGUUGGCCGAUUCCAGCUCUUCAGCGAUUCACUCACCAAAUUCAACGAUCGCUGCGUAAACACCGUGUCCGAAGCGGAUGAUUUGCCCAAGACUGAGGUACAGGUCAUGUGGGUGGCACCCGAGGCCGGUUCAGGCUGUGUCUCGCUUUCCGCCAUGGUAUACGAGGGUCCACGCGCUUGGUUUGCGGAUGACGGCCAGCUCACCCAGGUUAUAUGUGAGCACAAGCCAACCGCAGCAGCCACGCAAAAGGAGUGCUGCGCCUGUGAUGAGGCCAAAUACAGCUUUGUUUUCGAGGGCAUCUGGUCGAAUGAGACACAUCCCAAGGAUUACCCCUUUGCCAUCUGGCUGACGCAUUUCUCUGAUGUGAUUGGCGCUUCGCACGAAGCAAACUUUUCCUUCUGGGGCGAGCAUCAUAUUGCCACCGAUGGCUUCCGCUCCCUAGCCGAAUGGGGUUCACCCACAGCUUUGGAGACGGAACUACGUGCGCAGGGCCCAAAAUUGCGUACGCUCAUUAAAGCUGCUGGCCUUUGGUAUCCAAAUGUCAACCAGAACACUUCAUCUAAAUUCCGUGUUGAUCGUAAACAUCCCAAGAUUUCAUUGGUUUCCAUGUUUGGCCCGUCACCCGACUGGGUGGUUGGCAUUAGUGGGGUUGAUCUAUGUACGGCCGACUGCAGUUGGAAGGAAUCCAUGGACUUUGAUCUGUAUCCAUGGGAUGCCGGCACUGACAGCGGCAUCACGUAUAUGUCCCCAAAUUCAGAGACGCAGCCACGCGAACGCAUGUAUAAGAUUACCACCAUGUAUCCGGAAGAUCCACGUGCGCCGUUCUACAAUCCGCAGAGUCAGCAGAUGACACCGCUGGCCAAGCUGUAUUUGCGUCGCGAGAAGAUCAUUUCACGCAAUUGUGACGAUGACUUUUUGCAAGCUCUACAAUUGGAGGUAUCCGAUGAUGCAGAGGAGCAGGAUACACGCGCCGAAUGCCGCGUCAGCAAUUACAACGCCUGGAGUCCCUGCUCUGUCAGUUGCGGCAAGGGCAUACGCAUGCGCAGCCGUCAGUAUCUAAAUCCCCAGCAGGCGCAGCAGGGCCAAUGCACGCGCCAGCUGGUGUCCAAGGAGAUGUGUGUGGCGGCUGUGCCCGAGUGUGCCAAUGGCUCGGCUGGCCAAGAUCGUGACGAGGAUGAGGGCGAAAAUAUGGCCAACUCGCAAUCGCUUGUCAGCGAUAACGGCGAAGGCGCCGGUCUCUGCAAGACCUCACCCUGGAGCGUCUGGUCGGAGUGCUCUGCUAGCUGCGGCAUAGGCAUCACCAUGCGUACGCGCACAUUUGUUAGCCCGCUGGGCCGCAAACGCUGUCCACACAUCACAAUUGUGGAGAAGAACAAGUGCAUGCGGCCGGAUUGCACUUAUGAGCAGGUGGAACUGCCGGAUCCUGAUUGUCCCACCACACAGUGGAGUGACUGGAGUCCGUGUUCCGGCACAUGCGGACACGGUAGCUCAAUACGUAAACGUUUGCUGGUGCUGGAGGAUGGACCCAUUAAGGACAACUGCACAGCGCGCAUGGAGCUGCAUCAGCAACGGGAGUGCCAACACGCUCUAGACUGUAGCAUCAAUAUGGAACUGGCCAAGGACAUUUGCGUGCAGGAGCCAGACAGCGGGCCCUGCCGCGGCAACUAUCAGCGCUAUGCCUACAAUGCCCAGGCCAAUCGCUGUGAAUCCUUUAUCUACGGCGGCUGUCGCGGCAAUCGCAAUAACUUCCUCACCGAGAGCGACUGCCUGCACACCUGCAACAAGAUACGCGCCGAGGGCACUGCCAGUGCUUAUUCUCGUGGGGAGAUCAACUUGCCCAAGGCCUGCGUCAUGUCCGAGUGGUCGAACUGGUCGCCCUGCAGCGUUACCUGCGGCAAUGGCUACUCCGAGGGCCGACGCUAUGUGGUUAGCGAGCCACAGCGUGGCGGCCAGCCGUGUCCCAAGCGUCUUGUCAAGCAACGCUCGUGCACCAUGCCAGCCUGCUAAGCAUUCCGCUGGACACCAUUACCUUUGCCUUUUCUAUUACAUUUUAUUACUAUUUCGAAUAAAGUGAACAACUCUU